GCCUCUCUUCGGCCCUUCUCGUUUCCGUCCUCCCUCCUUCGAGAACGACCACACGACGAUGACAGCGGACAAAAAGCAGCCAGAAGAAGAUCCACGAAGAAUGGCUCUGCGCAAAAUAGCAGAGUCAACUCUCGAGACUAUUAAAAGCGGGUCAUAUCUCAAUUACGACCUAGGUGGGAGUGUCGCAUCUUCGAAACAAAAUACUCGGUAUUAUGCUCCAGAUUCACUUCUAUCUACUUGGGCUUUAUCGACGGCAGAGUCCUCUACAGGAUCUGGACAACGUGCCAAAAUGUCCUUGCUGGAGGUAUCUACUUUGGAAGGAGCACGUUUGUUGGCUAUGUCACAUCCGCCUGGCUCGUCCAACGCGUCUCGCAAGAUUGGCGUUUUGAAUUUUGCAUCUGCAAGGAAACCAGGAGGCGGUUUCCUGAACGGCGCUCAAGCUCAGGAAGAAUCCAUUGCCCGUUCAUCCACUCUCUACCCAACUCUCAUGACCCGAGUCGCGCAGUCAUUUUAUACGCUGCAUAACAAAGAUCAAAAGGGUGGUUACUAUUCACAUGCCAUGAUUUAUUCUCCUGGCGUACUCGUCUUUCGUGAUGACCAGGGUGGAUGGGUAGAGCCAUUAAAGAUUGAUGUACUCACUUGCGCCGCGGUGAACGCCGGAGUCGUUCGUCAGACACUCUUCGGACGCCUUGCUGCUGCAGCCGAGGAGGUAAAAAUCGCGAGAGUGAUGAAGGAGAGAAUGGCUAGGAUUCUUUUCUUGUUCGAAAGUCAGGGUGUUAAAGACAUCGUGUUGGGGAGCUUCGGUACAGGAGUCUUCAGAAACGAUGUUGACACCGUGGCGAAGAUCUGGGGCGAGCUUUUGUUGGAGGACAACGCUCGCUUCUCGAAGAGCUUCGACCAUGUUAUGUUCGCUGUCUUGGGCAGGCAAACAUUCGAAACCUUUGAGCAGGUCUUUGCUCAGUAUCAAAACGCUCAAAUGCAGUGAACCAGUCAGUGCCUUUACUCUAGAGCGGAUGCUUCAUCUCACCUCUGUCAGAUUCCGUCUUCUGGGUGAUAUGCACUUUCGUCUCUGGGCUGCUCGCCCGCUUCUUUAUCCCUCGUAUUCGUUUUCACCGUUUCACACUGGCAGCAUACUAAGACCGACAACUACAAGCAAUUCGCUACAAUUCGCCCCCGAUGCGAGUGCUGGUGUCCAUCUGUUGGUCCGUGAUUGUAUCAGGGUCCCGUUGUUACCCGUCUACGACACACUUUGGACCUGUUUCUUGACGGGUCCCGACAUAUCCAGCGUGUCAAACCUGCCCCUGACAGUCCAUGGUCUCUUAUCUACCCCUCCGAACCUGCGGUCAGCAUCACUGGGACCUCGAACUUGUCAAUGAUGCCCGGGCAUCUCCUCUGUUAAUCAUCCCUUGCCAUUUCCCUAUUUUCCCUCCUCAUCUUCAAGUCCUCCCGUCCUACCCGUUGCACACGAUUUUUGUUCCGACAGGCACGUCAAUGUUCACAUAAGUACCUGACGGCGUGCCUAGCAAUAUUUGGACUUUCAAAUUAAGACAUGCCAUCUGUGUGUCUAUUAUUGUUGGAUCUUUUUCUGUUCGCGGAAACUCUAUGGUUAAAUUUCGACCUAUCAUCUCACGUCCUUCCGAUACCCGUUCUAUUCACUUCGUUACGUUCGCGAUUAUCCCUCCUUGACCAAGGUAAUCCAGUUCUUCACUGGGCUAAAACGUAUGUGGAGCCCGCUAGCAGGUGGUGAGGAUCCCAUGCGAGAGUUCACAAUUACCCACAAGCAUGUUCUCACCACUUCCAUAUAUAUAUAUGCUCAGGGUCCUUGGCUCGG
Molecule: messenger RNA, 1831 nt
Organism: Somion occarium
Lineage: Eukaryota; Fungi; Basidiomycota; Agaricomycetes; Polyporales; Cerrenaceae
Source: the annotation of a GenBank genome assembly